GUCACGACAGGCAAGGCUGUGAGCGCGCAUCACCAGGGCUCUGACACCACAAUGGCCGCUUGCCUUCUGAGGGCUAUAGUGCAUGGCCUGCUGGGAAACAGCUAAGCUGGUGUAACCAGCCAUCAGGACUUGGCCAGGAGCCCUGUCCCCUGUGAUGGCCAUUUCAUCAAUCUGGCUGAUGAAGAAGAUGUUUUCCUUCAAGGUGAGCAAAUGGAUGGGACCUGCUUGCCUCCGGCCAAUGGUAGUCCCACCCAAUAUUCGACAGGAGAAACUAAUUUACAAGCUGCAGGAGGAAAAGACUUUUCGGGAAGAGAUGAAGAUUUUCCAUAAGAAAAUAGAAGACUUCAGGGAAGAGAUACAGAAUUUCCGAGGCAAGAUCUGUGUUUUCCGGGGCCAGAUGUUGGAUUUUGGGGAAGAGGAGAAACCUUUCUGGGAAGAGGAAAAGACUUUCUGGAAAGAGGAAAAAACUUUCUGGGAAAUGGAAAAAUCUUUCCGGGAAGAAGAAAAAACAUUUUGGAAAAAAUACCGUACCUUUUGGAAGCAGGAUAAGGCCUUCUGGAAAGAGGACAAUGCCUUAUGGGAAAAAGACCGAAAACUUCUUCAGGAGGACAAGGCCCUAUGGGAGGAAGAAAAGGCCCUGUGGGUAGAGGAAAGAGCCCUCCUUAAGGAAGAGAAGGCCCUGUGGGAGGAUAAAAAGUCCCUCUGGGAGGAAGAGAAUGCCCUCUGGGAGGAAGAGAAAGCAUUCUGGGUGGAAGGCGGCCACAUUGGUAUGGAGCAGGUGCCCCAAGACAGGCCACAAAGGGCAGCUUUACCCCGAGGCCCAGCAUAGUGACCACUCGACUUGCAGAGCCAAGGUAUCCAGACUCUACUGGAUUGGGAUCCAAGUCCACAGUGAUCCCCAAUGCUACCGUAAAUACGCACUUAUUUGUCUCCUUGCUUUGAAAGAUCUAAUAAAAUUCUGAGGAGAGGUUUGAAAAACUAG
Molecule: messenger RNA, 982 nt
Organism: Chinchilla lanigera (long-tailed chinchilla)
Lineage: Eukaryota; Metazoa; Chordata; Mammalia; Rodentia; Chinchillidae
Gene: Ccdc70
Product: coiled-coil domain containing 70
Exons: 2
Coding region: 155-829 (224 amino acids)
Source: RefSeq, a predicted model, not a curated record